This is a messenger RNA of Peromyscus eremicus (cactus mouse), 2206 nucleotides long. RefSeq names its product apolipoprotein M (gene Apom). The record is from RefSeq and is a predicted model, not a curated record. Gene Ontology annotation, cellular component: high-density lipoprotein particle; very-low-density lipoprotein particle; low-density lipoprotein particle. Gene Ontology annotation, biological process: high-density lipoprotein particle remodeling; cholesterol efflux; high-density lipoprotein particle clearance. Lineage: Eukaryota; Metazoa; Chordata; Mammalia; Rodentia; Cricetidae. The transcript is spliced from 7 exons. Gene Ontology annotation, molecular function: phospholipid binding; lipid carrier activity. Bases 1521 to 2099 code for a protein of 192 amino acids.
CGCCUAAAUCACCACAGCCCCAAGACCGCAGACACUCACGGGAGCCUGGACCGGCUCGCUGACCGCCCCUCCUUCCGCCUCCGCCUUCCGUCGUCGGUGUUCCAGCAACGCGACUGAGCCAACACGCGGCCAAACACAUACAAACACACACACACACACACAGCCCACCACCCUGUGGCUCCGCCCCCGGCUUCCCCACGGUACCGUCACUUCCGGUCUCCCCCAACCUGGCACCAAAGGCCACUUCCGUUUCCCCGAUAGUAUUUGGGGAUCUCGAGGCGGUACUUCCGGCUGCCCCAGGCUCCCCCCAAUUGACUUUCGUGGGGCACGAUGAGAAAGUCCACAGCCCCGAACAGUGAGUUUCUGGGGGGCGAGACGGGCCGGGGUCGGCGUAGAUGGGAGGGAGCCGAACACCCCGAGGAGCCGCCGCCGCCGUCGCCCGGGGGACCGCACUGCGCCUGCGUGAGCCGCAGUACGCGUGCGCACACUUUAAGUACUUCCCCGCCCCCCUCGGGCCGUGUGCGUUUCUUCCCUGCGCGCGCCGGAGCGCUGCACGACCAAGGUGGCUACUGUAACGCCUGGGGAAAAAAUUACUGAGCGGCAUGCUGCCCCUACCCCGAGACGCUGCGGACGCUGUCAGGGAUUUGUGGGGAUUACACCGCGUUAGUCUACAGUCGUGGUUUGACGGACCAAGAAAAUCUACAGGCACGGUCCUAGCCACCUAAAGCGCUGCGAGGCCUCUGGUCCUCUUGACAUGCCUGCGCUUCCGGAAGCCACUUUUUCCCUGGACGGUUGGGGGCGUGCCGUAGGCUGUGUUUGCUCCGACCGCCGUCUCUGGUCCUGGCCGGAUUAGGGCGGUUGGGCGUUUUGCAGACUCUUGGGGCAUCAUAUAGGCCUUUGGUUGAGAGCACCGAGGGAACUCAAUGUUUUAGGACAACUAAGCAUUUUACUGCUUUUUAAAAUUUGUGAAUAAAGGAAAACGGAGCCCGGCGUGGCGGCGCCCGCCUUUAAUCCCAGCACUUGGGAGGCAGAGGCAGGCGUCUCCGUGAGUUCCACCACAGCCAGGGCUACACAGAGAAACCCUCGAAAAAAGAAGACAAAAAUCGGGGUUCUUGGGGGUCGGAUUCAAGGACAAGAGAAGGGAUCGAAGGCUCGCCGCCAGGGGAGGUGUACAGGGCGGGACGGUUACAAUUUCUCUGCCGCCUUCACCACUUCACCUAGAUGCCGGUACCGAUGAGAGUUCCAGGCUCAGCUCUCCUCCGAACGCCUCAGAGUCGCUGGACAUGCAGGGUACACUGUAGAGUGGUUGCAUCCGGAAGAGCGGGGGAGGCCCCAGUGCUGUGGCUAAUCCAUGCUUGGGUUGGAAAACAAGGUUGAAGUUACUUAUUAGCAGGUAAAAGGGUCAAGGGUCGACGCAAGGGGGCUGAAAGCAGAGUGGACUGAGCCGCCAGGCCAGCAGAGACCAGUUAGGGCAGAAAUCCCUCUCCUGCAAGCACCAGCUCUCUCCUCUCCUGCCUGAGAUGUUCCACCAAGUCUGGGCAGCUGUGCUCUACCUCUAUGGCCUUCUCUUUAACUCCAUGACCCAGUGCCCUGAGCACAGUCAGCUAACAGCGCUGGAAGUGGGCGAGAAGGAGUCCCCAGAGCCCCACCUGGGCCUGUGGUACUUCAUCGCAGGAGCAGCCCCCACCAAGGAAGAGUUGGCUACUUUUGACUCCGUGGACAACAUUGUCUUCAACAUGGCGACCGGCUCUGCCCCAAGGCAGCUCCAGCUUCGCGCCGCCAUCCGCACGAAAAAUGGGGUCUGUGUGCCCCGGAAAUGGAUAUACCACUUGACUGAGGGGAAAGGAAACACAGAUCUCAGAACUGAAGGCCGGCCUGACAUGAGAACAGACCUCUUCUCCAGCUCGUGCCCAGGGGGAAUCAUGCUGAAAGAGAUGGGCCAGGGUUACCAGCGCUUUCUCCUCUACAAUCGAUCACCACACCCUCCAGAGAAAUGUGUGGAGGAAUUCCAGUCUCUGGCCUCCUGCUUGGACUUCAGAGCCUUCUUAGUGACUCCCAGGAAUCAAGAGGCCUGCCAGCUGUCAGCAAGUGACCCGUAACUUCAUCUGUGUCCCAGACAGCCAAGGUGGGCGCUGAGCUGCGAGGGGAGACGUUGGAGACUCUCCACUCCCUGUCAAGGUUAAUAAAGAUGGUUUUUCAAUCCUCA